CAAGAAUUGUUCGUUGGUCGUGAUCCCAAGUCCGACAUCGUCAUCCCCGAGCGUACCUGCUCCUACCGCCAUUUAUACUUCUACGUCUCCUCCUUCGACGACAGUAGGGAACAUCCGGGCCCACUCGUCUACUGUGAAGAUCUCAACAGUACGAACGGUACAUACGUCAAUGGGAGAGUCAUCAAAAGGGGCCAGAGCGUGUUGCUCUUCCACGGUGAUAAAAUCGAGAUCAAGGAAGCUGCAACAUUCGAAUUUCAGAAUUUAUACUACGAGGGAAACCCCCUGGACGAUCUGACUGCUAGAGGGCAAAGAUAUUUUGCCCAUGGGUUCGAGAUUACCACUAGAAUCUUGGGAAAGGGAGCCUUCGGUAGAGUGCACCUAGCCUAUGAUCACCAGACUUGUGAUCAGGUGGUCUGCAAAAUCGUCAACAUGGACAGAAACGCAACGGGCGCCCGCACUUCGGCUACAGAUGAUAUGCGUUGGGACGUUGCAAUGAAAGAAGCCAAAGUUCUAACUUCAAUGAACCAUCCGAAUAUCAUAAACGUCAGAGGCGUUUGCACAACGGACGAUCGGAUCUACAUCUUCCAGGAUCUGGCAUCGCACGGAGAUCUGUUCAAUUUUAUGGAGAAGAAGGGAACUUUCAGGGAAGUGGAAAUGCUUCCAAUCAUCUGGCAGAUUUUGCUGGCCCUAGAGCACAUGCACUCGAAAGGGAUAGUCCAUAGAGACUUAAAGCCCGAAAACAUCCUCUGUUGCACUCGGAAGAUCGGUGGAAGGAUCGUCUUGGCCGACUUUGGCCUGGCUGAGUACUUGGGACCAGCCGGGCGGUUGACUAGUUGUGUUGGGACCCAUGAAUACAUGGCCCCAGAGGUGUAUCUUCCCGGAAAGUCGGGAUAUGGCAAGGAAGUGGAUCUUUGGGCCCUUGGGGUCAUUGUCCACAACAUGUUUCUUUCCGGCAGACCUUCUAAUGGUCUCCGGGAGAGCAUGGGCCAUCAUCUCCGUCGUGGCGAACUCGGGAGAUUUGACGAGAUCCCGAUGAGCCACAAGGCCCUUGAUUUUAUCAGGGGCCUUCUCUGCAUCGAUCCUCGGGAGCGGAUGACGGUACGGGAGGCUAUGGAGCACCCGUGGCUCAAUAGACACGGGAGAGAGCUCCGUGCGCUUUACCAACGG
This is a messenger RNA of Tricharina praecox, 1167 nucleotides long. Its product is annotated as kinase-like domain-containing protein. The annotation marks the transcript as partial. The transcript has 3 exons. NCBI's taxonomy places the organism in Eukaryota, Fungi, Ascomycota, Pezizomycetes, Pezizales, Pyronemataceae. Gene Ontology annotation, cellular component: nucleus; cytoplasm. Gene Ontology annotation, biological process: protein phosphorylation; meiotic recombination checkpoint signaling. The record is from RefSeq and is a predicted model, not a curated record. Gene Ontology annotation, molecular function: protein serine/threonine kinase activity; protein binding; ATP binding.